GUCUUUGGGUGUGGAUACUCCGUACGUUUACAAAAAUAUUUACAUGUUUGUGUCAUUGUUGCAUUUUGGUCCAAUAUGGUUUCCAAUUAUAAAAGAAAAACCAAUAGAGGGGCAUGGAAUGAGAAGAACAUGGAGCGAGCGUUGCAGGCUGUAGUAGAAAAGCGCAUGGGUUGGUUAAAGGCUAGCAGGCAUUUCCAAGUGCCCCAGGCAACACUUCGCCGCCGUGCCAUGAAUCUAAAUAAAAUAGCUGUUGGUACAAGAAAGCAUCUUGGCAACCUUAAAUCGAGAACUAGAAGAGUUUCUAGUGGAGCAUAUGCUAGCACUGGAAGCUAGAUUUUUUGGCUUAACGACCGUAGAUGUUCGUAUUUUGGCAUAAAAACUUGCAGUGAUAAUGAAGUUGAAACAUCAAUUCAAUAACAAGAAAAAAAUUGCAGGCAAAGGUUGGCUACGCUCUUUUGAACUAAGGAAUCCGAAUAUAUCUUUACGUCAGCCAGAGGCAACAUCGAUGGCACGGGCUGAAAGUUUUAACAAAUAACAAGUAAAGAACUUUUUUGAAAAUAUACGUUACGUAAUAAGUAAUAAAGAAAUCGACAAAAGGAUGAUUUUUAACAAGGAUGAGUCAGGGUUAACAACUGUACCAAAUACUUCUAAAAUUUUUGCAUUAAAAGGAAAGAAGCAAGUGGGUGCUAUCACCAGCGGGGAAAGGGGAGUGCAUUCAACUGUAGUGGCGUGCAUGAGUUCAGGGGGAACUGUAUUCCACCUGCUAUAAUUUUUCCUCGGAAGAAAUUCAACCUAACAUUAUACGACGGAGCGCCCGUUGGGACUUUAUGUAUGUACAAUGAAUCAGGUUACAUGACCAG
Messenger RNA from Acanthoscelides obtectus, 860 nucleotides. The record is from the annotation of a GenBank genome assembly. NCBI's taxonomy places the organism in Eukaryota, Metazoa, Arthropoda, Insecta, Coleoptera, Chrysomelidae.